CUUAUUUAUAACGCUUUUCAAAUUGAUAUAUUAGUGUUUUGCAUCAUGUUUAACAAAGCUUACUCAUCACCACUCGUUCAAAAUCUUGACAUGCUUUCUAAAAGUUUAUUGUCAUCUGACAGAAAGGGACGAUUCUUGUGUAAUAAAUCGAAGACAAAAUGAAGCAAACUGUUGACUACGGAGGAGCCACAAGCAGAGAGUGAGAUAGAGAAAAAGAGAGAAGACUAGAGACGUUUCAUAACUUUCGGAGUUAACCUAACCAGGGAUAAGUGGAUAACCAGGUUUUGCACCAUGUUAGCUCUGGUACGUCUCCGGCGUUUGGAAGCCCUGAGGAAGACUCUCACAAUUUCUAUAAGUAAAAACAAUCUCGUACGAACCAUAACCACAUCGCCAAAGAAAAAUGAGACAUCCGUACCUACUACCAAUACCUGUGAGCCUCCUAAGAAGUUCUGGGUGAGCUACGGCUUCGACUACAGCGAUGAGAACAUUGAUAAGCAUGGCAUGCACUCCUUGUUCUUCCUCGUGGUCUCUGUAGUAUUCUGUGGAGGCUUUGUGUUCAUGGCAUAUCAACCUGAUGCUGGUUUACGCAAUUGGGCACAACGGGAAGCUUACCUAGAGUUACGUCGACGAGAGGAGCUAGGAUUACCACCUAUUGAUCCAAAUCUUAUCGAUCCUGCUUUAGUAAAACUUCCCAGCGAUGAGGAACUUGGCGAUACAGAUAUCAUCAUCUGAAUGAUAUUUAUUUAAACUACUAUGUAGUGUGUAAGCCCCUAUCCUUUGUAUGCGUCUUAUAGUUCUAUGUAACAUACACUGCAAUGUACGUUUUUGUACAAUAAAAUGUUUGUGGUUCUAUCAUUUGUUGAAACACUA
Molecule: messenger RNA, 870 nt
Organism: Cephus cinctus (wheat stem sawfly)
Lineage: Eukaryota; Metazoa; Arthropoda; Insecta; Hymenoptera; Cephidae
Gene: NP15.6
Product: NADH dehydrogenase [ubiquinone] 1 beta subcomplex subunit 11, mitochondrial
Exons: 2
Coding region: 292-732 (146 amino acids)
Source: RefSeq, a predicted model, not a curated record